Ilyonectria robusta is the source of this 888-nucleotide messenger RNA. RefSeq lists its product as uncharacterized. The transcript has 2 exons. Lineage: Eukaryota; Fungi; Ascomycota; Sordariomycetes; Hypocreales; Nectriaceae. The coding region runs from base 1 to 888 and encodes 295 amino acids. The record is from RefSeq and is a predicted model, not a curated record.
AUGGCUCCCAUACGCCGAUAUCUCAGAAUAUCGAAAUACUCGGUCCUUGAAUGUCGAAUUUACCUCGAUAACCCCGCCCUAGCCCAGUCAUGGCUUCUCAAUUCUCGCAAACCGAUACUCCCCCAAGUCAUUGAGAGCAUCCGACCCCUGGUGCUGCCGAAGCUGCGUGAAGAAAAGGAGAGGAGCAAGAAGAAAAGUACCAAGAAGAAAGUUAUCAAGGAUGUGGUAGCCACAGAUGACUUUGAAGUAUCCAUCUUCCUAAUGGAGACGGCUAUCCGGCACUCUCUGCUUAGCAAGACCAAGCACUUCCGAGAAAAGCUACCUCCCAGGAUGGAGUCAAACUCGACGAAACUCAUCAGCGAGACGGACCGGACCGCUGUGGAUGUCGAUGCAGACGACUAUGCACCCGCAGUACGAGUAGAGGAGGACGACGACGACAUUGGACUGGCUGAUAUUCCCGCCGUGGAUACAGUCAGACGGAGUAAGCGUCAGAGACAGAGGCCGGGCCGGGACGACGACGACGAUAUCGACGGCGAUGCAUCCGACGAAGAUGAAACGGCGUCGGCCAUCGAAAUCGACUCUGAUACGGAGGCACCCCCUCACAAAAGGCGCCGAGGCCGAGCUGGCUUAUCCGACGAGACCCCGGACGAGGAUGACGACAAGAAGAAGCUAGCCAUGGACGUAUCAUAUGAGGGGUUCGCAAUCUAUGGUCAGGUGCUGUGUUUAGUCGUCAAGAAGAGGGACGGUGGGAAGACACCACUUUCCAGCAAUCGCGCCAGUGGUGCUGCAGCUAGUGGGAGUGUGAGUGGGAGCCGGCCGGAGGGCCAAGCAAUGAUGGAGAACUGGAUCUCGUCUACGCAAAUGCCUGUCGGGGACGAGGUUUCAUGA